AGGGAAAAGGGAAAAGUGUACCCGGCCUGAGGGGAGAGAGUGGGAUAGAUCCGGGGAGAGGUGAGACAAUGACACCAAAUAAGAGUCCAGACACUUCCCUCAUCGACCUGGCUGUGAAGAUGAGGAAACAGGCUGAGACCAGGAAGGUGGUGCUGGCCUGGGGACUCCUCAAUAUAUCCGUAGCAGGCAUGAUCUACACUGAAAUGACUGGGAAACUCCUAAGCACAUACUACAACAUCACCUGCUUUCCACUCUGGUACAUUGAAUUUGCCCUGGCAGCCCUGUUCAGCCUCAAUGCCCUGUUUGAUUUCUGGAGGUAUUUCACCUACACAGCAGCACCGACCAGCCUGGUCACGAGUCCCAGCCAUCAGAUCAUGGGCUGGCUGCGCAAGGCAGCUGUACAAAUCACCCCUCCACGGGAGCCAGCAGCCAAGAGAGUGCUGUCCCUGACACCGUCACCACCGAUCCAGGGGCAGUGUGUACUGAGCUACAGCCCCUCCCGCUCUCCCAGUGCCAGUCCCAAGUUCUCUGGGAGCUGCCUGAGUGGCUACAGCCCCCAGCUCCAGGCUCUGGCAGGGGCCAGCCCCUCUCACAGCACCUCUGUCACUUACUCACCCAGCAGCAGCUACAGCAAGGUUUCCAGCAGCUUCAGCCACUCUCCCAAUGGAUCUCCCUAUUCCAUGAGUGUGGGACCUGUGGACAGCAGUGGGAUAAGGUCUCACUACAGAUUCUCCCCCAUUCGCUACAAUAAUUCCACCUGCAAAGACGACUGCAUAACUGAUGUCAAAUCCCUGGACACCUUCCUGAGGAAUGAGGAGGAGAAACAGCACCGAGUUCAGUUAGGGAGCUCAGAUUCCAGCUCUCCCUCCAGCAGCCCAACAUUUUGGAACUACAGCCGGUCUAUGGCAGACCAUGCACAGAUCCUGAGGAAGUUCCAGUACCAGCUGGCCUGCAGGUCCCAGGCUCCUUCUGCACACAAGGAUGAAGCUGAUCUCAGCUCCAAACAAGCUGCAGAAGAGGUUUGGGCACGGGUGACAAUGAACCGGCAGCUCCUGGAUCACAUGGAUUCCUGGACAGCCAAAUUCAGGAAUUGGAUCAAUGACACCAUUCUGGUGCCACUUGUGGAAGAGAUGGAAUCUGUGAGCACUCAACUGAGGAGGAUGGGCUGUCCAGAACUGCAGAUUGGAGAAGCCAGCAUCAGCAGCCUCAAGCAGGCAGCACUGGUGAAAGCCCCGCUCAUCCCGACCCUCAACGCUCUGGUGCAGUACUUGGAUCUCACCCCCAACCAGGAAUAUCUGGUGGAAAGGAUCAGAGAGCUUUCCCAGGGGGGAUGCAUGAGCUCCUUCCGAUGGAACGGAGGAGGGGAUUUCAGGGGCCGGAAAUGGGACACAGACCUUCCCACCGACUCCUCGAUCCUGAUGCACGUGUUCUGCACUUACCUGGACUCCAGGCUCCCUCCUCACCCAAAGUAUCCCGAUGGCAAAACCUUCACUUCCCAACACUUCAUCCAGACUCCAGAUAAACCAGACACUUCAAAUGAAAACGUGUUCUGCAUCUACCAGAGCAGCAUCAACCCACCCCACUACGAGCUGAUCUACGAGUGCCACGUCUACAGCCUGCCCAAGGGCAGGAACAACAUGUUCCACACCUUGCUGAUGUUCCUGUACAUCAUAAAGACGAAGGAAUCUGGGAUGUUGGGCCGUGUAAAUCUGGGUUUAUCAGGAGUCAACGUCUUGUGGAUCUUUGGGGAAUAAUGGGACAGAGCUCUGGGGGACAGCGCUGCUCUGAGGGAUGAGCUUGGACUGAAAUGUGGAUCUGCUACAAAACAGGAUAAUUAAAACUCAGCUUUGUGGACAGAAGGAGGAAGUGCCUAUGAUUCCAGUGUGGAUUUUUUCAAGGCAUUACAAAGAAUAUUUUACUGUGGAAAUGCUCCUGUGAAUGAACUCCAGGCAGGAGUUUUCUCUUUCCUGCUCCCACCUCCACCAGUCCUGUUUAAACUGAGCUUUGCUGAUCUCAGAUGAAACUAAACCAAGCCUCUUUUGAGGGUGCAGCUGGAACAGCCUCCCCAAGGCUGUGCACAUCUGUGAGCACUUGGAAGGAUAAAACAACUUGGACAGCUUCAGGAUCCAAGAAAUUCCAAGUCCGGAAGCUCUGACUCAGUUUUGCUUCAUUUUAUUCUGCAUGAUAAAAACUAAUUAAUUUUAUCCCCGAUUAUUGGUGUAAUCAUGAUUUCUGACCCCUCGAGCUGAAAAGAAGGGAUAAAACCAUGUUUGUCUUGCUGAGUUCAGCAAAUAAGGAUUUUACUUCCAUUUUCAGUUUUUAUUUCCAUUGUUUUGUACAAAACCAGCGUGGCCCCCUCUCUUAGGGAGCCUUGUGAGCUCUGAACUCCCCGGGUUCCUUCACUGCCACCAACUGUCACCUGCCUUAGCUUUUGAAUUUAAUUUUCCUUCAGCUUUUUUUCACUAAUCACCACCGAAUUUGGGAGCUUUAUGCACCUUGGUGGGAAACCAGGCUCUACACACCCCCAGGUUUCUGGAAUGUACCUUUUUUGGUAAAAGCACUUAGAUUUCCUUCAAAGAAAGGAUCAAUCAAUAUUUGUCAAAUUUCUCUAAGGGGGAGAAGGAGAAUGUGUUGUAAAUUGUGGUAAAUUAAUAUUUUAGAAGUGUGUCUAUAGAACCAUAAACACAUGGAAUCAUUGUACUGUAUUUUUUACU
Messenger RNA from Cinclus cinclus, 2714 nucleotides. It is a transcript of the gene TMEM209, whose product is annotated as transmembrane protein 209. The record is from RefSeq and is a predicted model, not a curated record. NCBI's taxonomy places the organism in Eukaryota, Metazoa, Chordata, Aves, Passeriformes, Cinclidae. Bases 69 to 1754 code for a protein of 561 amino acids. The transcript has 15 exons. Gene Ontology annotation, cellular component: membrane.